Impatiens glandulifera is the source of this 1418-nucleotide messenger RNA. Its product is annotated as probable UDP-3-O-acylglucosamine N-acyltransferase 2, mitochondrial. The coding region runs from base 117 to 1040 and encodes 307 amino acids. The record is from RefSeq and is a predicted model, not a curated record. Gene Ontology annotation, biological process: lipid A biosynthetic process. The transcript is spliced from 11 exons. NCBI's taxonomy places the organism in Eukaryota, Viridiplantae, Streptophyta, Magnoliopsida, Ericales, Balsaminaceae.
UGGAGUUAAUGAAUUUGCCAUCUUCACCCAUUUGAGCAAAAAGAAAGUAGUAGAGUCAGUGAUUCUUCGUUAUAUCCUCACUUACCAGAUUUUGUCGAAGCUUCUUAUAGUACACAAUGACGCUCAGGAAACUUCUAUUAUCUGCCAAUAUCGGAAAGUCCGAACAAACUUUCCGUUUAAUAUUUAGUAACUUACCUAUUGCCGAGGUUUCUCAUUUUUCUUCCGGCAGCCCCACGUCCAUCUCCACCAGUUACCGGAAUUUCUCCCACUUUGCGGAUGACUCAGUAAUUUCUAAAAGGUUAGAGGAUAAUUGUAGAAAUGGUUAUCAAGAAUUUAUGCAUUGGAAAAAUGGAGGAGGAACAUUCCAUAGGUCAGCAUCCAUUGCUGAAACAGCUGUGAUUGAAUAUGGAGCCAUAAUUCAUCCCGAAGCUGUUAUUGGUGAAAAUGCUCAUAUAGCAUCAGGUACUAUAAUUGGACCUGCAGUUACUGUGGGACGAUCCACCAAGACAGGGUAUAAUGUUGUCUUGAGUAAUUGUGUGAUAGGUGAUUCAUGUGUUAUACACAAUGGAGUCUGCAUUGGUCAAGAUGGAUUUGGUUUUUUCUUGGAUGAGCAUGGAGAGAUGGUGAAGAAACCUCAGAUGCUGAAAGCAAUGGUAGGGAAUCAUGUUGAGAUAGGGGCAAAUUCAUGUAUUGACAGGGGCAGUUGGAGAGACACGGCCAUAGGAGAUCAUACAAAAAUAGAUAAUUUAGUUCAGAUUGGGCACAAUGUAAUUAUAGGGAAAUAUUGCAUGCUUUGUGGGCAAGUUGGUAUUGCAGGUUCAGCAAUGAUCGGUGACUAUGUAACUUUUGGUGGAAGAGUAGCAGUUCGUGAUCAUGUCUCAAUUGUAUCAAAGGUAAGGUUAGCGGCGAAUAGCUGUGUAACGAAGAACAUCAGUGAAGAGGGCGACUAUGGUGGCUUCCCUGCUGUCCCAAUCAAGGAGUGGAGAAGACAAGUUGCCAGGCAAAGACAACUAGGAAGUUCACAUCAUCAAAACAAGUGAAAAUUGAUCUUCUUAUUUGGCCCCAACUCCCAAGCAUGCAAUGACAGUACUGAAACGUGAAAGCCUUUCUCCUUCCAAACGAAGCAUGCCCUCACUUUAGUUUCAACUUUGACCCAAUUUGGUAUAUGUAGUGACUUCUAAGGUUCCAUUCUUCAACUCUUUCUAUUUUUUAUUUUAAUUUAUAAAGCUACUGUUUUUAGUGAGAAUCGAACUUUUGUUAAGCAAAACUCUUAUAAUUUGAAUUGCUUCAACUCUUUUCUUUAUUAUUAUUUGCUUUGAUGUUUUGUAACCAUUAAUAAAGUUGCUGCAGUACUUGUGAUUUCUUUAGAGUUCUUAUAGUCCCACCCAAUAAUGAUUGCUAAUUAAUAUUUUCAUCCC